CUAUAUUUACGCGAAGUUGCCCUGUUGAAGGAAAGAGAAUAUUUGGUAGAAUAUUUGGAGAUAUUUGUGUAUAUAUUGUUUUGGUAGUUUUCCUUGUACAUGGAUUCUUUCCUUUUCCUUUUCCUUUAAUUAUUAGGAGUCUCAACUUGUGAGAUCCUAUAUAUAGGUCCUCAUUGUAAAUUGUAAGGACAAGAGAGAAAUACAGGAAAUUUCCUCCCAAAUAAUUCUUUCAUGGUAUCAGAGCCAAAACCCUAGAGUUUUUCAGUGACUACUGUUCACGAUCGCCCGGCAUGGCGUCCAUCGAUCGUUGCUCAGUUUCAGUCGUUUGUUGUUGUUGUUGCCGGACAACGGAACGGUCGACCGUUGCUCUUGAACGGUCGAGCACGUCGACCGUCUCGUCGGCAGAUUGUGUGAUAGAUGCUGCUGUUGAUUCUUCUACCACCGCCGUACGCCACUUUGCUACCGCCAUGGCCGAUGAACAACCAAGGAAGAUGUUUUUCUCCCUAUCAUUGUGUGUUUCCAGUGUGAAGCUUUCAGGUGCAUCUCUGGAUACAGGAAGUACAAAUGAGGUUAGCUCUUAUGAUGAAGAUGAAGAACUGCGGACGGAAGAACGGAUGGACCGUUCCAGGAGGGACGGUCGACCAGAGGAAAGCGGUGGAGCAGACAGGCUACAGACGGUCGACCGAUUGGACCGUUCGGUUGUCCACGGUCGACCGUCCGAGAGGCAGAAUGACGGGUUCUUGAGAGAUGACCAAACGGUCGACCUGGUGGACCGUUCUGAUAUCCACGGUCGACCGUCCGCGAGGCAGAAUGACGUUUCGUUGGGAGAUAAUCAAACGGUCGACCGUGAUGUGGAAGACGGUCGACCGUCUCUGAGGCAGAAAGUUAGCGAUCCAGAACAGCUUCAGACGGUCGACCCCGUGGACCGUUCCACGGACGGCGGUCGACCGUCCUCUUCCCAGCAGGCGGUGGAGAACUUGGGACGUGGUCAACGUGAGAAACAUCCAAAUGUACGCCUUGCCGAUUAUGUUACCCAUGUAGCUGGUUCACAUGUUGGUGAAAAAUGCAAAUAUCCUCUUGCCUCGAAAAUCUUCUGUAAAUAUAGAAUGGAUGACAAAAGCUUGGUUGAUUACCACGAAGAAGAGGAUGAAUUAUGGAUGGUCCAGCCACAAGACCAUCUCUGGGGAGACGAUCAAUCGCACCAAAGCCAUAAUUCGAAGAUGCUACAUGAAGUCAAGCCAUUAGACCUUCCUGUAAAUGACGGUUGACCGUGGGCAAGACAGAAUGCAAGAGAAUCGGAAGAGCCAUAGACGGUCGGCUCCAUCGACCGUACCAUAGCUGAUGGUUGACUAUCAUCAUAUCAACCCAUAGAAGAAGUUUUGGGGCACGGACGAUGUGAAAAACACCCAAUUUUGCAUCUUUCAGAUUAUAUUAUGCACGUUGCCAAUGUGUUUUUUUAGAGAGAAUUGCAGUAUUCACUCUCGUCAUACAUUGCUUACGAGAGAUUCUCUAACAAACAUAAGUAUUUUCG
Messenger RNA from Cuscuta campestris, 1531 nucleotides. The record is from the annotation of a GenBank genome assembly. Lineage: Eukaryota; Viridiplantae; Streptophyta; Magnoliopsida; Solanales; Convolvulaceae.